Molecule: messenger RNA, 2134 nt
Organism: Rhineura floridana
Lineage: Eukaryota; Metazoa; Chordata; Lepidosauria; Squamata; Rhineuridae
Product: transmembrane protein 14C-like
Exons: 5
Coding region: 304-627 (107 amino acids)
Biological process (GO): regulation of heme biosynthetic process
Cellular component (GO): mitochondrial membrane
Source: RefSeq, a predicted model, not a curated record
UAGUUUCCCAGCAUGGAGAACGGGUGCACGGGAAGCUCUGCGCCGGUUGAAUGUUCCCCUUAAGGCACUUUCCAGGGGAUGGAUCACCUAGUGCCUGCUGGUUAGGGAGAUCCUCGUACUUGCUCUAGGCAAGUCUUGCUCGAUCUAAGCCGAGAAGGCCCUUCUUGCCUUCUGAAUUGCUUAACACGGAUUAGCCAUGCUUGCCGCUAGAGCCCGAACAGGCGUUGUACAUGUUAAAGCAGACCUUGGGGGUUCUAGGAUAGCAGGAAGAAGACCGGUCAGCUCACCGACAACAAAAUAAUAAUGAGCAUGGACUGGCUUGGCUAUAGCUACGCAGCAUUGGUUGCUUCAGGUGGAAUAAUUGGCUAUGCAAAAGCAGGUAGUGUUCCCUCCUUAGCUGCUGGUCUCUUGUUUGGUGGUUUAGCAGGAGUGGGUGCUUAUCAGCAGUCUCAGGAUCCAAAAAAUGUUUGGCUUUCUCUGAUUGCUUCUGGAACCUUAACUGGUGUGAUGGGAAUGAGAUUCUAUAACUCCAGGAAAUUCAUGCCUGCAGGGUUAAUUGCUGGAGCCAGUCUCUUAAUGAUGGGCAAACUUGGACUCCAGCUGAUGGAGAAACCCCUUCAGCCAUAAGCCUGCAACAGAGAAAAAGCAAGUAAGAUGCCUGGAGACAACUUUCAGAACAAGAAGCUUUGAAGCAACAGACACUAGAGAAGUUCUUGAAGUUGUUUUUUUUUUUAAAGUAUUAGCAUCUGCAAAGAUACGUAACUGCAGCAACAGUGCAUUUUAGUGUAACCAGCAUAUCUUUAUUGGCACCUUUCACACAAUUCUAAAGAGUCAUAGAAUUACAGCUUUCAUGUCUCAUUUUUUGCAAAUGUACCAAUUUCUUCCCAUAGCUCUGCACACUUGAGAAUAAUGAAUGGGGUGAACUGAUAGUGAUAACCAAUGCUGCUGGUGACUUGUCAUAAACGCUUGCCUAAUUCAUAUUUUAUUUUCCCAUCCUUGUCUAUCUCUUUGUCUUGACAAACUGAAAGUUGGGAUGCUGACUACGGGGAUUUCUUUGAAUAAAUUUGUAUCUGUACUUACAAGGCUGCUAUCAACGUAAAGAGUUUUUUAAAAGUUUAUGAACAGUAGUUCUUUUUAAAAUCAGGUAAAUGUUUGCUAAAUCUGUUUUUAAACAGCACAAUUGGACUAAUGGCUUAUUUACUAAUUAAAAACAGUGAGUUCCCAAAUACCUUUCAGGGCUGAAAGCAGAUUUUGUUUCGUACAAUUUCUGUGUGGAUAUUUACGUUUUCUCUUGGCCAAUAGCACCUGAAAAAAGGCAAAAAGUUUUCACUGGUAUUCCUUGAUGGCUAACUGACUUUAAGGAGGUGAUGGUUCUGAUCCAGAGAUUAUGUAGGUGCUAUGAUAUAUACACACAGUUAUUAAAUGGAAAGUUCACUUCAGGGAAGAAAUACUUAAUUAGACAGUAAGCAUUUAUAUAGCUCUGAAGAGCGUACAAAACAUUUCACAUAUAUCAUCAUAGUAGUAUUUGGACCCCACUGAAAUGGUUGAUUCUUUUGAUGAGGAUGGUGUUUUGCCACCAGGCAAGAAAAUUCAAGAGAGGCAAUGAGCACUCAAGUGGAAAAAAAGACUUACAAUGCUUUAAUUGAAAGAUUUAGUGUUUUAUUACAGGCAAGACACUUAAACAGAUAAAAGCUGCUCUUGAGCAUAGUUUUUAUCUCACAUCUCCUUUGUGUUGUCCGGGAACCCCGGAUAAGAACAGAGAGAUCCCAGUUAGCCAUGCUUACACAACACCGCAGCGAUGGUCUGUGUUGAAGCCCCUGAGCAGGAGUUAGGGACCCUUAUUUAUACCCAAAAGAGCCCCUGGAUUUGGGUGCAGGUUUGCACCUGUGCCUUUAACCAGCUAGACCAGUGGGGAUUUUUUUGAGUCUUGCGCUUCUGCGUUCAUCCUUUUUUUGGUCAGUGUCCUUGCUUUGUACAGUCUUAGUCAUUGCAGCUGCCAUUGAAGGCCAAGUUCCCAGCGCUUACCAGUGCAUGUGAAAACAUCUUUCCUAAUGAUGUAGGCAUCCACUAUCUAUUUUUGCCAAUUAAGAGCCUCUCUUACCUCAUCUGCGUUAAAUAAACAAAGCUUCUCAGA